AUGCGCAAGGCCUUCCCCCAGCACUGCCAUUGAGGAGCAUUGACUCAGUGAGUAGAAGAGGUUUGUUUGAAACAGGCCGCAAUGGAGAGACCAGCGCCCAGGGAAGCGAGGGAACAGCAGGCUCCUUCCAGCAGCGCAUCGAGAUGAAAAUACUUGCAGGAACAAGACAAUGUAAUACUUGGCCAAUACAAAGCUAAGGGUGACCAGCUGCUUCUAACAAACAACAGGAGGAAUAAAUUUGAAAUACACAGUCAGAUGAGUGACUGCCCAAUCCAGAACCAAACUUACUAUCAUAACCUGUACAGAGACUCAAUAUUUGUGGACAUUAACCAAACUGCAUCUACAGAGUCAGAGACUGACAAAGAAAAACACUUGAAGGACCAAGACAAAGUAAGAUUUCUUCAGUACAAUGGCAAGUGUGACCAGAUCCUUCUGACAAACAGCAGUUCCUGUCUCAGAUGCUGUGCUGAUACCCCGCACCAACGGGACUGAGAUACAGCCCGGGGACCGCCUUGUUCUCCGGUGCCUGGUGAGGGAAGGCACUGAGCCCCAGUUCAUUUGGUACCGAGACAACGUGCCGCUAAGGAACGGCAGUGCGAGCUCCCAUGUGACUGCCGAUGGUGGUGAGCUGGUUAUUCAUUCAUUCCGGAGAGACAGUGUCGGGAGGUAUCACUGUGCAGCGAUCACCACAGGAACCGACGGCACCAUUUUUAACGUGACCAGCGACUAUAUCGAAUUCACGCUGCGAGGCUGAGCAAGCAGACCAGCAACCAUCCUGCAUCACAUACACCACCCUGAGGCACACAGAUAUGCGAGGGGAUGAGGAACCAGGUUAAGGUGAAGAGGGAAAUGUUUCUGUCAAUCUUCCGCGGACAUUGUGAGACAGCACAGAAGAAUCCCUUCAAUGCCUCACAAAUUGAUGGAUAGCAAUUGUUCCUUCCAGCAAAUAAGGGGGAGAAGGAAGAGAGGACAGAGGAGCGUCAGGUUUCUGCAGCUGAGAAAUGGCUAAGCUUUGUUCCCAUUCACUCAGCCAGACAUCAACUCCAAACAUGAAUUUGCCUUGAGAAGCCAUCGGAAUAACUGUCUCUCACAUAACUCUGAGUGGGCCAAUCUCUUCUGCUGCAGCAUGAUCUGACCCUUGAUGGCAGGGAUUUGAGAUUUUGUGCUGUCCAUUCCUAACUUGAGUAUCCAUUUGAUCUCCUGGUGAGUGUAUCAGGGCAGAUGAGCCAAUGAAUUGAAUCUACUCUGCAUUUAUUUUUUAAUUGUGGUGAGCUAUUAUCAGAGGUGUGAUUAUUCCCCAGCCUGAUCUUCAUUACCCUCGAACUUCAUCAUUUUCAAACAUAUAUCCAGCUCUCUCUUCAUACCUCAUAUGGAAUCCACCUCCACCACUCUCCCAGGCAGUGCAUUCCAAAUCCGAACAAUGCUCCAAAGAUGUUUCUCCUCAUCUCACUCCGAGCUGUCUUGGUGACAAAUUUGAAAUUGUGACCCCUGGUUACUGACAUAGUGGAAACAGAGUAUUCUACUUUACCCUCUCAAAAUUCUUCAUUAUUGUGAACACCACCAUUUGUGACCCCUCUGCUCCAUGGAGAAUAAGCCUGGUUUCAUUAAUCUUUCUUUGAACGUAAAAUCCUUCAUUCCUGCUGUCAUUCUAGUGACACCUUUAAACCAUCUCCAGAGUGUUCUUCCUUAAAUAAGGUGCCUAGAACUGAACACAAGCGUUGCCUGAGCAAUGUGGUCUUAACAAUGAUUUGUAGAGAUGUAGCAUUACUUCCUUGCUUUGAGACUCAAUGCCUCUAUUUUUAAACUCAAAGAUCCUUUGAACCUGCUUCACAACUGUUUCAACUGGCCUGGCCACCUUCAGAGAACGAUGCACAUGAACCCCAAGAUCUCUCUGUUCCAAUUUUCCCUUUAAAGCUGUACCAUUGAGCUUGUAUUGUUUCUUUGCAUUUUUCUCAGCAAAAUGCAUAAGCUCAUAUUUUUCUGCAUUGAAAUUUAUCUGGCAGGUUUCUGCCCAUUUGGCCAACUUGUCAAUGUCCCUGUGAAGUCACUCAGUAUCAUCCUCACAAUGCACUCUUCUCCAUGGCUUAGUAUGAUCUGUAAAUUUAGAGAUUUUAUCCUCAAUACCCAACUCCAAAUCAUUUCGACAAUCAAUAUAUUUAUCUAUAUAUAUAUCUGUCAGUUUCUCUUACGUAAAUGUAUGACUAUUUACCAGCCUGUACCUGUUAGUUUCUGCUGAGAAUUGCAAGUGACAAUAUUAAUCUGUUAGCGAGUUUUGAGAAGAUUUGUAGCUCAAUUUGACGUUCUGGAUGUAAGUUUGCUCACUAAGCUGGAAGGUUCAUUUUCAGACGUUUCGUCACCAUUCUAGGUAACAUCAUCAGUGAGCCUACGGUGAAGCGCUGGUGUUUCGGUUUCCUUGGGUUGGUCAUGUCACUUCCUGUGCCGGUGAUGUCAUUUCCUGUUCUUUUUCUCAAAGGGUGGUAGAUGAGCUCCAAAUCUCUGUUUGUUGAUGGAGUUUCGGUUGGAAUGACAUGCUUCCAGGAAUUCUUGUGCGUGUCUCUGUUUGUCUUGUCCAAGAUGGAUGGAUGUGUUGUCCCAAAGUGGUGGCCUUCCUCAUCUGUAUGCAAGGAUACUAGUGAUUGUGGGUCAUGUCUUUUGGUGGAUAUUUACCAACAGGUGGCGACAGACCUGACCCCACAACUGGAGAACCGAAUCACAGCCUCACUCAUAAAACUUCAAAAAUCUGGAGAAUUAAACAAGAGACUCUUCCAAAAAAUGAAACCAGAUGGAUCCAACACACCACGCUUCUACGGACUACCCAAAAUUCACAAACCAGGAGCUCCCCUCAGACCCAUAGUCUCACUACCUGGAACACCAACAUAUAGACUAGCCAAGGAACUACACCAAAGACUAAAACACCGAGUAGAAGACUCACGCCACUCCAUUCACUCCAGCCAAGAAUUCUUGAACACCAUCAAAAGCACCAAGAUAGAAGAGGAUGAAACAAUGGUCUCCUUUGACGUAACAGCCCUGUUCACAUCCAUCAACAUCAAUCUGGCCAAAGAAACACUGACUACACUAGUAGAAGAACCAAAGACACAUACACCAGACACCACCAACCUCAUCAGCAAGGACAAAAUCAUCAAGCUCGUGGACCUAUGCCUCACCACCCACUUCACUUUCAAUAACAAAACCUACAGACAAACUAACGGUACACCCAUGGGAUCUCCGACAUCAGGGUUCUUAGCAGAGGGAGUAGUGCAGAGACUCGAACAAACAGCUCUGCCAAUCAUCCAACCCAAACUUUGGGUCUGCUACGUGGAUGACACCUUUGUCAUCACUAAACAAAACAAAUUAGAGGAAACAUUCAAGACCAUCAAUAAUAUCCUUCCUGAUGUAAAAUUCACAAAAGAGGAGGAACACAACAACAAACUGCAUUCCUAGGUACCACAGUAGAGCGACCAGUUAAUGGGGAACUUCAAACCAGCGUCUACAGGAAAACAACACAGACAGACCAAAUACUGAACUGCCUUGUCAGUGUGUAAAUGCACUUAUCGAAGUACACCUGUCAGUUCCUGCUGGGUGAAUGUGUGGGUGCUGUUCCCAACAUGUACCUGUGAGAUUCUGCUCUGUAAAUAGGAGAGUCUAGUUAACAGACUAUACUUGUCAGUUUGUGCUCUGUGAAACUGGGAGUGUAGUUAUCAUUGUGUAUGUCCGUUUUAGCUUUGAGAAUGAGGGUGAAGUUAUUCAUCUCUCCCUGACAGUUCCUGCAAUGCGAAUGCAUGACUGACAUCAGCAGAAACCAAGAGAGACUGAUAACUACAGUCACACCUUUACAUUGUAGUCAAUGUGUUGUCAUCAUUUGGGUGUUUCGGCAAUAUGAACAAGUGGGUGUAGUUAUCAAUCUGUAUGUGUCAGUUUCUCCUCAUGUAUCAAAAUGGCUAAAUCUCUGAAGGCCAGUAUUAUUCUCUGUGACUGUACAAAUCACUCUGUGAUAGUUAUUGUUAGGGUGUUGAGGCUGGCUCUUAAUCUCUUCUGCAUUGUGUGAUUUAUGAGUUGAGUGUCAGUCCGUGUGGUAGGUGAGGGGGGUGAGGAAGUUCAGGACAUGGGGUGAUAACAGGAGGGGAACUGCUUUAUUCUGAGAACCAUUCUGACAAAUUGUCACAUAUUUCCAAUUUGGUCAGACAGCCUGAGAUCUGUGGUACCACUGAUUAAACUGCUUGUUUCUCACCAAAAACAGAAUCACAGAUAUGGUACAGCAUAGAAGCAGACCUUUCUGCCCACUGUCUCUGUACUGGAAAUUUUUUAUGCAUCAGUUCUGCAGUAAUUGUUAGGAAUGUGAACUUCAUCUACUCAUUGUCAGCGUCUAUUUGUAAAGGCCAAUAUGACAUUAGUUCUGUGGGUAUCUGGCUUUUCAUAACGAUCGUGGCAGUUUUGAUAUGUUUCCCACAGUCUCAGGGAGAGUACAUGGAUCUCAUUCUCGUAUGUUCAGUUGUGGUUUGUGUCGGAGUAGUAAACUCUGUCAAACUCUUUUCAAUUGCGCUCAACUGCAUUGCAUUUCAGUCUCAGUUUGUUUUUACAUUGUGCAUGAGGUUGAGUGCGCAGUAGAAUCUAUCUGUCACUACUGGGCACUGUAAUAGUCCAAUAUCCUCAGGUGUAAUCAGAGAUUUUGAGAGUCAGUUCAUAUCUGGAAAUUACUGAGAGGCCGUACUUCAUUCUUUUCCUUUUAGCAUCCACUGGCUGUGUGUGAGUGAGUUUUCCCUCGUGCUGCCAGUCUGUAUCUCAGUUCCCGUCUCCUGUAGUGAAUGGGAAACCACCGAAGAUUUUUAAUUGUUGGUGCCUGUGGGAAUCAUGUGCAAGUGAAAGGCAACACACUGCUACAGAAGGGACUUUGUGCUGUUCCUCAGAUUCAAGACUGGAAACACAAUGGGCCUUUGUAACUUGUAUAGUGUAGAGUUGAACGGGGAUUAAUGAUAUAAAGUGUUGACUGUCAGAAUAACAUCCGUUUCUUUUUCAGUGUGUAGUGAUAUGCUUUUCUGAGUAAUGCUAAAGUAGCAAUCAGUGUAAACUGUGAAAGCCAAUGGCAGUGAACAAUUCAACUGCAUUGCAGCUGCCUGACCACACAGUGUCGCUUGGACAGAAAAGACAAACGGGGAACUUAUUCCCUGAUGUAGACAGGACAUGACCCUGCUCUGUGCCGUGAUGGUGGAAGCAAUUACUGGUGCUCUUGUGUUGUUCUAUGGGAGGGAAGUGGAAAGGAAAAGGAAUUUUAUUUUCUGUCUUGCAGUGCAGCAGAUUUAAAGUGUGAAACUCAAUUUAUUGAACAAUCAACACUGUUCAACUCUGCUUUGAAACAAAAGGAGUGUUUCACAAACCUACCAAGCAAACCAAUUUUGUCUAUUUUUAUUUUGUGCACUGCUUCGAAAGGUAACCACUUGAUUAAACUGAUUUAUUGUGAAAAUUGUAUUCAGAUAUCUUCGUAUUUCUCUGCAAUACAUUCUAGGGAGGGCCAGGAGGAAUGUCAGGCUCUUUAUAGAAAAUUGAGAUUAAUUUUGAAAGAGGUACUCGAGGUUUCUUGCUGGACUGAAAAAGACAAAGCAAAUUCUAUUCCUGAAAGGUGAAGAAAAGGAGAAUGAUGUUGCGAUAAAGGUGGGGAUGGCAGCUCCUCUGCUGCUAUCAUACAUUUAUGUGAAUGAAAUGUUGAAUGAAUGGGAUGAGAAUUCUCGGUACAGACUCAAUAAUGUGAAGGACUGCAGGCCUCUCUGACAAUGGUUCUGUGAGUAGAGAUCAUUCCAGAUGUGACAGUUUCUGUUGCAAUGUAUACGGUUUUGUAUGGAUAUUAUAUGUUGGAACGUGUGUUGGGAUGGUUUAUGCAUUUGAUAGUGAGAGAGAGAGGAGGGUGCAAGAGAGGGAGUGAGAGUGUAUAUCAACAAUUCUCUCAAUGUCAGUCUUUGGCACAGCACGUGCAUUUGGAAUUCACAUUAUUUAAGUGUUGUGACUAUUGUGACAAAUAUUCAUUAAAAUAAUAAUUCUGUCUGUCUGUUACUGCUGACUGAAAUGUUUGCUUCAAUAUCUGUACUCCAUAUCUACUUCCCAUGUGGUUGGUCAAACUAACAGCAUCAUCUAUGUGUUCACUUGACUGUAACACGAAAACUACCCUUACUAAAUGCAGAUUUCAUGCUGUUCCUGUGUAUAUAUUUUGGAUGAGGAUUCAGUCUGUCAUUCCUCCAAAGUGAAAUUGUUUAGAACUGGGUGGCUGGAAGUGACAGUACAGAUAAAAAAUAUACACUGGUGUUUGACUCUUGGUUAGAACACAUCUCUCUGGAAAUUGCAUUCAAUGUGUGAGAUUGAAUCUGCUAUCACUGUGGCUCAGAUAUUCUACGCUCUGACAGUGUAACAUACCCGGUGGUUGUUGUAAGAUGCUGGUCACAAUUGGCUUUGUACUGAGGAAACACUAAAUUGUCCUGGUCCUUCAAGUA
Molecule: messenger RNA, 6476 nt
Organism: Stegostoma tigrinum
Lineage: Eukaryota; Metazoa; Chordata; Chondrichthyes; Orectolobiformes; Stegostomatidae
Product: histone H2B-like
Exons: 6
Coding region: 2482-3441 (319 amino acids)
Cellular component (GO): nucleosome
Molecular function (GO): structural constituent of chromatin; DNA binding; protein heterodimerization activity
Source: RefSeq, a predicted model, not a curated record